CUAGAAAGGCGGCAUUCUGGGAAUAGUAGUUUGGAGAGGAAAGUAGCAUCGCGAUUGGUGUGGCGCGGUUCUAUACCUUGAGACAUGAGUGAGAAGCGGCCCGCGGAACCCGGCCCGGCCAGAGUGGGCAAGAGGGUAAAGAAGGACGUGGUGGCAGAGUUUUCGGACGCUGUCAAGGAAAAAACCUUGAAAAAGCAUGUGGCCGAGGCCUGGAUCCACAAGACGCCAUUCAGUCAUGAAGCCAUUGUCAUGGAUAUGGACCCAUUUCUUCACUGCGUGAUCCCAAACUUCAUCCAAAGCCAAGACUUCUUGGAAGGGCUUCACAAAGAACUUUUGAACUUGGACUUCCAUGAAAAAUACAAUGAUUUAUAUAAGUUCCAACAGUCUGAUGAUUUAAAGAAGAGAAGAGAGCCUCAUAUCUCAGCUUUACGGAAACUACUGUUUGAAGAUUUCCGGGCCUGGCUUUCUGACAUUUCUAACAUUGACCUGGAACCAACCAUUGACAUGUCCUGUGCUAAGUAUGAAUUCACUGAUGCCCUGCUCUGCCAUGAUGAUGAGCUGGAAGGGCGCCGGGUGGCCUUCAUUCUGUAUCUAGUUCCUCCCUGGGACAGGAGUUUGGGAGGCACACUGGACCUGUUCAGCAUUGAUGAACACUUUCAGCCAAAGCAGAUUGUCAAGUCUCUUGUCCCUUCGUGGAACACACUGGUUUUCUUUGAAGUGUCUCCAGUUUCCUUUCACCAGGUGUCUGAAGUCCUUUCUGAAGAAAAGUCACGUCUGUCUAUCAGUGGCUGGUUUCAUGGUCCUUCACUGACCAGGCCUCCCACCUACCUUGAACCCCUCGUACCUCGGUACCCUCACAUCCCAAAAGAUCAUGAAAUUUUGAAUGAAUGGAUCAACCCUUCUUAUCUGGACAUGGAAUAUCAAGCUCAAAUUCAAGAAGAGUUUGAAGAAAGGUCUGAAAUUCUCCUGAAAGAAUUUCUUAAGCCUGACAAGUUCGAAAAAGUCUGUGAGGCAUUGGAGAAAGGAGAUGUGGAAUGGAAUAGCCGUGGUCCCCCUGACAAAAGGUUUUAUGAGAAAGCUGAGGAGAGUCGGCUCCCUGAUAUACUGAAGGACUGCAUGGAGUUAUUUCGCUCGGAGGCACUGUUCUUGCUGCUUUCCAAUUUCACAGGCCUGAAGCUUCACUUCUUGGCCCCUUCAGAAGAAGAUGAGAUCAAAGACAAGACAGAGGAAGAAGCAGCCUAUACGACUGGUAGCACUGAAGAGGGGACUAGCCAUAGCUCCACAGAGAAUAAUCAGGCAGCCACCAAUAACAGCAGCCAGCAAAGCAAUGAACAGAGAGACUCAGCACCAGAGGAAAAAGCAGCAAAAAAAAAGUCAAGUGUUCCCACCUGCCAGGGGGAGCUGAGGCAUUGGAAGAUUGGUCACUACACUUUAAUCCAUGACAACAGCCAGACUGAAUUUGCCUUGGACUUGGUUCUUUAUUGUGGCUGUGAAGGCUGGGAGCCGGAAUAUGGUGGCUUUACUUCCUAUAUUGCCAAAGGCGAAGAUGAAGAGCUGCUAAUAGUGAAUCCAGAAAACAAUUCUUUGGCGUUGGUCUACAGAGAUAGAGAGACUCUGAAGUUUGUCAAGCAUAUUAACCAUCGAAGCCUAGAACAGAAGAAAACUUUCCCAAACAGAACUGGUUUCUGGGACUUCUCAUUCGUCUACUAUGAAUAACAGGACAGGGCAAAGCUGCACAAAAGACACCCUUUGAUACAAGGGAGUCUGAAGAGCAAGGAGAACAGGAGAGUUAUAUGGUGAGCUCUCGGACAGUGUUCUUAAAAUGCUUGUCCAUUAAUCAGAUUCAUGAUUGACCUCAGCCUACACCUUGAGCUUAGAGCUAUGUGUUCAUCUCUUGAUUUUCUUUUUUCCCAGUCUUGGGAUUGAAGCCAGGCUUCAUGUAUGCUCUACUGAGCUACAUCCCCAGCCCUUGGUUUUGAAAAAGAUUUUUAUUUAUUUAUUUUGAACAUUGAGUUCUUCAUUUUGCAUAUUGACUGCCUCAACCAUUUUCUUUCUAACUGCAAGAUAAUUGCAUUAUUUGUACUGUUGUAAGAUAAAAUUUAGCAGAUUAACCAUUUUUAAACAUACACUUCAGUGGUACUGAGUACAUUCACAGUGUACAGCCAUCACCAAUAUCCUACACUUCUUCGAUUUUCCAUAACUAAAACUCUGUAUAAUAGUUCCCCACAAUCUCUUGUCCCUGUCCCCAACCUUGCUCCUUUCAGUCUCUGUUGACUACUCAUCUUCCUCAUCAAUGGAAUCAUAGUAUUUGUAUACAUUAUUGUAUUUUGUGACUGGCUUAUUUCACUUUACAUAAAGUCCCCAAGGUUCAUUAGUGUUCCUAAUUCAUGUUUCCUUUUUUUCCGGAGUCUGUUCUUCCCAGUCACACUGGUGUGGACAGUUACAAAAUCUUAAUCUGGUUCAUGGUGGGCCUUAGACAUCUGACCCUCUUCCACUGCAUGUGGGCUGCAUUUCAGUGUGCCACUCCUGGGACGUGCUAGACUUAGUUGUGUGGAGUUACUCCCUGGAAAAGGUGUGGCUGAAACCACAUGGCUUCAAGAAACUUCAGGUAAAGAGGACAGGUUGCUCUUUGCUCUCCACAGUCAUUUCCAGCCACCUCUGCCUUUCUACCUGGAACUGUGGCUUCCAAGUACAGCCUCACACAUGGCUUUCAUUUUCCUAAAUGCUGCAGCUCUAACUAUAGAGCUAGUUGCCUUUUUUCCUUUACAAGACCCAGUGCUAAAGAGCCACAACAAAAUGUAACAGGCUGUCAGCAUCUCUGUUACAUUCUUUUCCCUUCAAAUUGUUUUGCAGAGCUCUGUCUUAACUGAUCCUGGUUAUGUGUGUGAGGGCCUAUGGGUACAUAAUGAUGAUGUUCUGACUCUAUCCUCUGCAGCUUGCCUCUUUGCUUCCUUUCCUCUGUGUGUGUGUGUGUGUGUGUGUGUGUGUGUGUGUGUGUGUUUCUUGAUGUUCCACAGUUUUUUUAUUUGUUUGUUUUUUGGUUUUGGUGCUGGGAAUCAAACUUAAGACCUUGUAUUUGCCAGGCAGGUGCCAUACCACUGAGCUGUAUCCCUGGUCCACCCCCACCCCCAGUAGUUUUUAGUACAGGUUAUUUAUUACUAUUUAAUAGGAAAAACAUUGGUCCUUUAAACAUCUCAAUCACUUUUGUCUUUCAUCUCUUAAAACUUGUCCCUGAGUUUUAAGAGAAUGAGUUUCAUUUUGUGUUUCAGGUUGAUUUUUUUAGAAAACAUUUUAGUAUAUAUCCCAAUCCAGAAAACACAGUUUCACAUAUAUACCCUUAAGUUUUUAUAUAUGCAGGAGAUUUCUUUUGACAUGCAAAAACCUUUUAAUAAGAUGAGAUUCCAGUUUUUACUUCUGGGAAGUAUUUCCCAUGCAGUUUGAUUUUUGGCCAUAAACUCUACCUAUUCCUAUGUCUUCAAGAUUUCUACCUACUUUGUCUUCAAGUAGAUUUAGUGUUUCUGUUUUAAUAUUUGGAUCUCUGAUCCAUUUUGACUUUAAUUUAGUGCAUGGUGAUGAACAUGGAUCUAGUUUUAGUUUUUGGCAUAUGGAGAGCCAGUUUUUCCAGUACCACUUAUUAAAGAGGCUGUCUUUCCUCCAGUGAACUUGUUUGCUUUGUUGAAGAUAAGGUAGCUGAGUGUGUUUGUAGUUGUGGCUCUAUCUUCUAAUCUAUUCCAUUGAUCUUCAGGUCUAUUUUUUUACCAGUACCAUGCUGAUUUUAUCACAGUAGCUUUGUUUAAAAAAAAAAAUCUCCAGAGUGAAAAGAAAACCCACGAAUUGGGGAAAAAAAUCAUAACCAACUGUCCCUCAGACAAAAGACUAGAACAGAUAAAGAAUUAAAAAAUAUCAGGCCUCCAGAAUUCAAGGACCCAAUCCAAAAAUGGGCAUCUGAGAUGAAUACAUAUUUCUCAGAUGAAGAAAUACAAAUGGUAAAUAAAUAUAUGAAAAAAAUGUUGAGCAUAAUUGACUAGAGAAAUGCAAAUUAAAACAAUGCUGAGAUUGCAUCUCACUCCAGAAAGAAUGGUUAUCAUCAAGAAAUCAACCAAUAACCAAUGCUGGAGGGGCUGUGGGAAAAAGGAACACUUCUCCACUGUUGGUGGCAGUGUAGGCUGGGCAACCACUGUGGAAGUGAGUGUGGAGAUUCCUCAGAAAGCUAGAAUUAGAGGUCCCAUUUGAUCCAGCUAUAUCGCUUUGGUAUUUUCUCAGAAGAACUGAAAACAUCAUACCACAGUGAUAUUCAUAUUAAUAGCACAAUUUGUAAUAGCUAAAUCUUGGAAACAACCCAAAUGCCCAUCAACUGAGGAAUGGAUAAAAAAGAUAAUAGUAUUUUUGGGGCUGGGGAUUUAGCUCAGUGGCAUAAGCGCCUGCCUUGCAAGCAGGCAGUCGUGAGUUUGAUCCCUGGUACUGAUAAAAAGGAAAAAGACAAAAAAAAAAAAAGAUACGGUAUUUUUAUACAAUGGAGUACUACUCAGCUAUAAGGAAAGAUCACAUUGAGGCUUUUAUAGGUAAGUGGAUGAGACUUGAGACCAUACUCAUAAGUGAAAUAAAUCACUCACAUAUGUAAAUACCAUAUUGGCUCCCUCAUGUAAGAAACUGAAAGAGUAAAUAAGAUCCAGAAUCUUCAGUAGAUAUUGUGAAAGGGUAAGAAACUUUCCAGGAGAAAAAUAACUGGGAUAGGGGAAAGGAAAAGGAAAAAGAUAUAAAUUUGGUUAUAUAUACAUAAAAUAGCUAAGAUGAUUAUACUAAUUCUAUUAGUUUCUGGAAAAGAACAGGGAAUACUCAUAUUAUUAGAUCAAUUUUGCAUGUCUAGGGCUGGGGAUUUAGCUCAGUGGCAUAAGUGCCUGCCUAGUAAGCAUGAGUCAUGAGUUCUAUCCCCAGUACCAAAAAAAAAGAUUUUUUUUUUGCAUGUCUAUAUAUCUGGUAAUCUAAGCAACUCUUGAGGACAACAAUGUGCAGUAUUACAACCAGUGUUAAAUUCCUGUCAUCUUGUUUUGAAAGACUAUAUUGUUAUUGUGUUGGGUUUUUUGUUCUUGCAGUUUGCAUAUCUGCUGUUUUUCUUUUUUGUGUUUUUUCCUCUUUAAAAUUAAAAAGUUCUAUACAGGUAGUAAUGUUAGUUAUAAAACAGUAUUGAUUUAUACUGAUUGAUAAUCUUGAUCCUGUAUAGUCCUAGGCUAGUAUAUUUAUGUCUUAACAAAAAUGUUUAAAAAAAUCAAAUCAUUUUAAAAUAGAAGUAUAUGGAAAUGACAGUUAAAAAAUCUUUGUAUAACUAUACAUUGUGUUCUAAGCUGUGUUAAUUGUAAGUCAAAAAAGUAAGCUUCAAAAGUUUAUGAAGCUACAUAUAAGUAAAACUUAAUUUAUUAUUGAAUAAAUGUAGAAAAUAUUGUUUAUAGCUAUACAGGUUUUGUAACCAAAGAAAAAUGGGAUGUACUGUACCAUCUGACCUAGGUGUGCAGUAGACUGUGCCACCUAGAUUCAUGUAAGAGCAUUGGAUAGUAUUUGCAUAAAAAUGGGGCUGCUUCAACUUACAGCUGUACUUCAUUCUUGAUCCUCACUACUAUUUAGUGCCUGAGACCAAUGUCAACACCUGCUGAGUGGCAAAUGAAUUAAAAUAUGUACACUUUUCAGAUAAA
Molecule: messenger RNA, 5687 nt
Organism: Cavia porcellus (domestic guinea pig)
Lineage: Eukaryota; Metazoa; Chordata; Mammalia; Rodentia; Caviidae
Gene: Ogfod1
Product: 2-oxoglutarate and iron dependent oxygenase domain containing 1
Exons: 13
Coding region: 85-1716 (543 amino acids)
Biological process (GO): peptidyl-proline hydroxylation; regulation of translational termination
Cellular component (GO): cytoplasm
Molecular function (GO): L-ascorbic acid binding; iron ion binding; peptidyl-proline dioxygenase activity
Source: RefSeq, a predicted model, not a curated record